AUGACAACAAUGCCACCAAAGGAAACAAAUAUCCUAAUGGUUAUUGUAAUACUUUUAGCAAGUUUAGGACUCGUGACAGUAAUUGGUGCCUCCAUAUUCAUGAUCUGGUUCCGAAGGCAUCGUCGAAAACACAAUAAAGGGUCUGGUAACGAAGACAUACAGGAAGGUCUCCCUCUUAUGGAAACUAAGAAAAUUAAUGGAGAACUGUCUUUUUACGAGCUCUGGAUGAUGGUGUCAAAAGUAACCAUGUCUAAUAUGGGGAAAUUGAAUGAUACCUUUGAACAGUUAGGUAUCGGGAAACUGAAAGAUGGGUUCACACUCCCCGAGGCUUACAAACAUUUGUGUCAGUGGAAGGCGGGCAAUGAACAUGACGAUAAAUACGACCUAGCGCAGAAAUUGAGUACAGCUUUAGACAAAGCUAAAUACCCUGACGCGUGGAAUGAAAUUCAUGAUGUACGGACAAAUUCGACGAUCAUGGUUUCCGAAAUAAUGCUCAAGCAUAUUUUGUGGCACAUUGAAGAACAAGUGAAAAUCAAUGCCUUUCUCUCGGACCUCAUCCAUUAUCGCCAUCCAACGGACCGUGAAGACAAUGAAAAGAUAUCGGAGCUGAUACCGAAACCAUUGGAAGAAUUGAAGAAGUGGGCCCGUACACAUUUUGAUGAAAACCCAGUUUCAUUACUGAGUUUAGCUCUCGAGAAAGCAGGAUGCACGCCAGUCGACAGAACUUUCUUUUGUGUACCUGAUCAACCCAUAUCAAAUCAGGAGUUACAAUACUUUACCUCAAAGCUGACUCGCAGGCAUUGUCAAAUUUUGGCAAGUGCUCUUGAACUUACCCAUGAGAAGAUCGACACCAUCAGCGAUGAAAACAAUGAACACAUAUUUGACACUCAGUCUAUGAUCGGUGAUUGGCUGAGACAUGAGGAAACCGAGCAGGAGAGGAGUAAAGAAGAUUUAACUGAAGAAACGAGUAGUCUGGAAACUAGCCAUCAUAUUAGCAGGAGAUGUCAACUCGAUCACGCAGUCAUUACUAUCGGACGCUCUGACCUAAAAGGUUAUUUAGUCGGAUAUAGCCCUUACUUAAUGCCGGAGCGCGAGGAAGAAAUUAAACAGGCAUGCGAUAGUGAAAGUACCAAAGAUGCCCUGCCUGCUGACAGUAUUAGUGAUGGCGAAAUACAAAGUAUCACGAAGUAUCUUGAUCGAGAAGAAAUGACAAAAUUAUUCUGCGAUCUUGACGGACAAGACUGUUUCUCUGCAAUCAAAAUUUGGAUGGAGAAAGAACGAGCUACAGAUCGACAAGCAAAUUGCAGAGAAAGGCUUCGAGUAAAGUUGAAACCAAUUGGAAAGGAAGGUCUUGUCCCAUCGGAAAAUAAGGAAGAUUUAUAUUUUGCUGAAGUGGCUGAUAUAGCAUUUCGUCUCUUGAUGACAGACGUGUAUCCACUAGCUAGUGCCAUCGAUUGA
Lytechinus variegatus (green sea urchin) is the source of this 1458-nucleotide messenger RNA. RefSeq lists its product as uncharacterized. The coding region runs from base 1 to 1458 and encodes 485 amino acids. NCBI's taxonomy places the organism in Eukaryota, Metazoa, Echinodermata, Echinoidea, Temnopleuroida, Toxopneustidae. The record is from RefSeq and is a predicted model, not a curated record. The transcript is spliced from 10 exons.